Messenger RNA from Exophiala xenobiotica, 3723 nucleotides. RefSeq lists its product as uncharacterized. Bases 126 to 3530 code for a protein of 1134 amino acids. Gene Ontology annotation, cellular component: nucleus; cytosol; proteasome regulatory particle, base subcomplex. The transcript is spliced from 2 exons. NCBI's taxonomy places the organism in Eukaryota, Fungi, Ascomycota, Eurotiomycetes, Chaetothyriales, Herpotrichiellaceae. Gene Ontology annotation, molecular function: polyubiquitin modification-dependent protein binding. Gene Ontology annotation, biological process: proteasome-mediated ubiquitin-dependent protein catabolic process. The record is from RefSeq and is a predicted model, not a curated record.
CUUUUUCUUCCUCUAACUUGCAAAACACGCGAUUCUCUCUCACUUGGCCCGCACAGCUCUUUCUUAGACUGACCAAACCCUUGGCUCAGUCUCAACAUCCUCUUCCGCCUUUCACAGACCCUUUUAUGCAACCUGCGCCUCCUGAAGUCUCUCAAACCGCGACUCUAGUAGACCAAGCUCAAGUUCCUGCGCCUCCCACACAGCAUGGAGAGCCAGUCAAUGAUCAACCGGCCUCUGUCGGCACGCUCUAUGGGAGCAGCCCCGGCAUGCCAUCCUCGAUCCCGGACGAUACCGACAGUGCCUCGGUCAGUUCUAGAGACACUCAACGUGGCCGACCAUCCAACGCCGGACGGAUAAGCAGCCGUAACACCUCUUCGCAAAGCGGCUCUCCUGGCAGUCGCAUCGAAGAAUAUGAAAAAGCAAAUGCAUCACGUCGAAAACGUUCAGAUGGCAUGAUCUUUCAGGUCAUCCCAUCUGCAAAAGGCAGAACUCAGCAUGUGUCAAUUGAGAGCUUCCCCAACGAGGUCUUGACCCAUAUCCUAUCCCAUCUGCCUCCCGAGACACUGUCUUCAAUGAGUUUGGUCUCUCAGCGCUUCCACAAAUUGGUCACUACUCCUCCUGCAUGGCGCAUCGCUUUUGCUAGAUUCUUCCCCGGAGCAGAAGCACUCGAAACCAAUUCUGCCAAGACGGCUCGAGACUCGGUUUCCGAUGUCGAAAAGGCGCAAAGGAGAUCGUUUACAAGACUGUCUGCGCUCUCGUCCUGGAGAAGCGAGUACAUCCUCCGAACGCGGUUGCUUCGCUCAUUGGGAAGAGGAAGACCUGCUCUCGAAGCAAUUUCAAAGUCUAAUGCGUCUCGCCAUCCCAGCAGUGCCGCUGUCACCACUUACCAGUCCGGGUUGUACUAUCCUGUCGGUCACGUUCAUGCAACGUUCGGCGUCGGCUUGAACAAGAGACAGCCUUCGUUUAUGCAUGGUGCUGUCGAACAGGGAGGUGUGUCUGUUAGUGAACCCAGCAAUGGGAAGCCCGGUUCUUGGGGCCUAGCCGACUUCGAAGGCUUCAAGCACUUUGCGGAUCAAUAUCCCGGCGAGUUGCCGUAUGGCCUUGGCCCGGGAAACCUGGUUGGCAUGGAAAAUGUCAUGGACAUCAGCCAGCCAUAUGGGAAACUGUAUGGAGAGGCGUGUCCUGGUGGGCGGCUCUACUACACCUCGACAAGUGAGCAACGCGGUCGGUUUGUUCCCAUUUCUUCCGCUGCCAACCAUGCUCUUGGGGUCCCUGAAGUCACGAUGAUUGGUUGUGCCGUCUGCUCGGUUUACAUCGCCAAGUCUGAGUCGCUUCUGAAGUUGACCAACGGGUUGUUCGGCCUUCUUGCAGGCUUCUCAAAUGGCGUUCUUGCCGCCUAUGCGCUCGGUGUCAAUCCAGUGCAUGACCGGCGCUACGAGAAGGGCGAACCUACGGCAAAAUGGGUGCUCUGUCCUGGGGUCCCAAUUGUGGGGAUCUGCGUCGACGAGAAGAUUUCCGCCCGAAGGUUGAGCUCUGAUCGGAUUUGGGCUGCCGUCAUCAAUGCACUUGGCGAGGUCUUCUAUCUCACCGAAACUCCUACGAGACCCGACUUCUCUGGAAAGGCAUCUCCUACCGAUACCGAUCGACUUGCGUGGCAGACUGGCAAAACUGUUGAAUGGACACUCGUCGAGGCCACAAGACGACAGGCAAAACCAGAUCCCUUCGGCACAGCUCAAGUGGAUGGCAGCUAUACGCCUCGAACUUCCAGCGACAGAUGCCACUUGAGCAAGGAACAAGUCAUUGCUGAGACGAAGGAAGUGGAAAAAUUCUUACUUCACAAGCCGAAGCAUUUCCAGGCCUUGUGCGAAGGCUGGGACAUGCGGCGCAAGAUGGUCGUCGACUUCGCUGGUGAUGAUCAUCUUGGUGCUGGAGAGUCCUUCUUUGUUGUCGAACGUGGUUUGGAUGUUGACCGACCCGCCAUGAUUCGUCGCUUUACACGUUGCAAGACCAAGAUUGCUGUUGAUUUCGACCUUGACAACUGGCCGACGAUCCAGUCGAUCAUCAAUCGCCCUUCCUCUAUCUUUGGGACAGGUCUUUCCUCUCAGCCUGAUUCACAUGCAUCGCCGGUUUCGGGAAGCAUGCCAAGAUCGCGUACGUCGAGUCAUGAUGACACCGCAGAUGCAAAAUUCCGGCAAGACUGGCAUAUGUCGCAGUUAUCCUUCGCGGACCACCGAAACAUUCAAAUUUCGGCACUAGCCUCUGAUGAUUCGGAUUUCGCUACAUUGACGGUCAACGAAGAUCCACUACUGGGAAUGUCCGGUGGCUCUACUGCCUCUUCCCCUAUGGCUUCUCCGUUGGGUCAUAUACCUCCAGUGAGUUCAGCGUCCGAGAUCCCGGGCCAUCGUGCUCGACUGUUAGGCAUUGGUACCAUGUCGGGGGUGGUCAUGCUGUGGGACAUGCGUGCUACACUCUCACCCAGCCCCGAGGUUGUCAAUACCAUACAGCCAGUACGAACUAUCUACACAAAGAGUCCGCAGAUUGCUUCAUUGGCAAUGACUUCGCUGUAUGUGGUCCAUGGAGGCAAUGAUGGUCUGGUACAGGCUUGGGAUCCCCUUGCGUCCACCAACGAGGCUAUCAGGACUUUGAACUCUCGCUUCUCUGAUCGGGCAAGACGACGCAUAGCUCAGGCUGAGGCGUCUGUGCAGGGUGUGGGCAACAACUACUACGCUGCUGGAGCGAUCGCCCUUGACCCGGAUCCGACUGUUCUGCGAGGGAUUGUUUCUUUGGGAACUUACCUUCGCUAUUGGUCGUACAGCUCCACAGCUGCUGAUGCAUACAAAAGUCGGAAGAGAGGACAGCUCCGUCGGCGAUCUGAACGAGGCAGCAAUUCCACACCAGCGAAUCAGAAAGUCAGCGCUACCGGUCGCGGAUUGCUCAAAGACUAUAUCAGCAACGAGCGAUACGAAAUGGAGAGGGAGAAAGUUGCAAGAUACAAGGAGAAUGAGCGUUUGAGCGGCAGGUUCGGCACCAAUCUUCUGGGAGAGGGAGCAAGCGAAGAGGAGAUUUUAGCCUAUGCUACGAUGCUCAGCGAGGAGGCCUUCUCGAAUGACCAAAUCAAAAAAGGAGCCAGUGAACGCUCCAGCUCGUAUGCCUCCCCAAGCUCCGCGGAGGGCCGCGAGAAGGGCACUCAGGUGGAUGCUGAACUCGAAGAAGCCAUCCGUCUCAGUCUGCUGGGCAGUGAACAGGUGUCCACCUCUCCAGGACCAACCGACUUCGGCAUCCCCAUUCGAUAUGCCAAAGGCUCCCGCUAUGGCACACCUUCCAGAGACGCGAAUGCCGGUAGUAGCAAGGCUCAGGCCGCGGACCCUGAUGAGGAGGGUGAUUUGGAAUUUGCUUUGCAGCUGAGCCUGGCGGAAGAGCAGAGCAGGAAGGCGGCGGAGGACGAGUUUCCAGCGCUUUUACCCUCUUCGAGUCCAGGCUCUGAGGGUAGUGGGAAGGGUAAAGGAAAGGGGAAAUCUCGUCGUCAUUGAAGAGGAUUGCUUUAUUUUAUAUUUCACUUCUCUUGAUCCUUUUUGUUCAGAGGCUUGUUUCGGGGGUCUGCCUCGAUUGUCUUUCUUGAGAGGUAUGGACGGUACCCGAGGGACUUUCUGUGUUUCAAUGUGCUAUCGCAAGCACCGUAAUUCCAAGAGAGGCUUGAGAACCAACUUUCACCCUGAACGAUCU